AUGUCGCCAAAAUCUAGAAGAACAGUCAUCACUAGUGUAAGAGAGUUCGAGAAUUUCUUCCAAGGAUGGUUAGUUCGUCAGGAACAUUACCUGGACGAGCUUCGAUCGAAUUUACGAACUUCUGAUCAUAGCUCCGACGAGGAACAUCUCCGUGAUUUGAUCGGUCGUGUUCUCGCGCAUUACCAGCAGUACUACGAGGAGAAAUCUCGAAUCUCGAAUCAUGAUGUGUCGUUAGUUUUCUCUCCGCCGUGGUUCUCGUCGUUUGAACGGAGUUUCUUCUGGAUUGCUGGAUUCAAGCCUGUAUUAACGUUUCGAAUUGUAGGUAGUUCGAUUGGGGAUAUGAGUGAGGAACAGGUGGAGAGAAUGGAGAGGCUGAAGGCGGAGACGAAGGCGGAUGAGAGGGUAUUGGAUAACGAGUUGGCGAGGAUUCAAGAAAGCGUAGCGGCGCCGCCGAUUGUUGAGAUUGCAAGGAGAGGAGGGAAUCCGCUCGUGGAUGGGGAGUAUGAUGAAAUGGAAUCGGUGAUUGAGACGUUGAGAACGCAGAUGGAGGUGGUUGUGGCGAACGCGGAUAUGUUGAGGACGAGAACGGCGGAGAAGGUGGUGGAGAUAUUAACGCCGGUGCAGAACUUGAGGUUUUUAGCGGCGGUGACGGAGUUGCAGCUUAAAAUCAGGAUGUGCGGUUGGCAGCUAGAUGCGCAGAUAGGACGAUGA
Lactuca virosa is the source of this 711-nucleotide messenger RNA. The record is from the annotation of a GenBank genome assembly. Lineage: Eukaryota; Viridiplantae; Streptophyta; Magnoliopsida; Asterales; Asteraceae.